UAAAAUAAGUAUUUACUACGUAUACCCUGCCAUACCCGUGUAAACAAGUUAUCGCUGCAGAGCCGAACAUUUUGUUUUGCAUCGUCGUUCUCAGUAAGUAGUAGGAACUAUAUCCUAUAAAAGUUAUAUCAGAAUCACAUAUGCUUCGUGAUAUUGAUCUCUUUUGAUGAAAACACUGAGUGGGUGAUGUUGGGUUAAGUCUACCAGGAAAUAUUUUAGAGAAAAAUGUCUUUAAAGGACUAUGGAACUAAAAACGAUACACUUUUAAGCAAAAUUUGAGUGAUAUACCACAAAUUGGUCGAUGAUACAUAAUCUUAUUAUCCUUUAUUUAAUAAUCUGUGGUUUCUUGGUCGCAAAAAGUCACAUAACGUUUCACUUUCCGUCAGCAGGUAGUAGUAGGUUGUAAAAUACAUAGUAUAUCUCAAUGAAAUUGCGCUUCAGAAGUGGCGUUCAUCUGAUUUUGUUUUAUAUGAAAUUUCACACAGGUUCAUUGGAUCCGAGAAAUAAAUUGUUUGCUGUUAGUAAACUAAUGUGUUCUUCAAAUAUAAAUGAUACCUGUUGGAUGCAGCUGGACAAGUCGUUAAUUUCCCGACAAGAGGUAAAGUCGGUUGUUACUGAUAUGAAAUCCCGGAAAGAUAUCUUCUCACUAAAUUACCAACCUGCUUCACAAAUAUUUAAAACAUACUCAACCCGAUAUUCUCGUAAAAGUCUGAAAACCUAUUGCAAUAAAAAACACUCCACAAACAAACAAAGUGAAGAUACUACGGAUUCUAGUAAUGGUCUAUCGUCAACCAUUGGUAUUUUAAAUAACAAAUCUGGUCACGUAAGCCAGCUGGCCAAUCGUGUCGAGCACCUUUUAAUUCAGGAUUCUACUAAUACCUUGUCUCAGAACAAGGAACUACAAUUAGUCUAUCAUAUUGAAAAACCGGACUCCUUGGAAAAUCAUUUAUCUUCUAGCACUAAAAAGAAUCCAAAUAGUCUCAUCCCAAGUCCAGUUACAACUACAUUAUCAUCGCCCUGGUAUCGUCAUUGUAGACCAAAAGCCCCUCCUCCAAUUUUUCCUUUUUCUGCGGAAAUUUCUGUGAAAUGCUGUGAAGGUGAAAGUCGCAAUUUUGAGAUUUGUGAAGGAAGUAACAAAAGUGGAAAUGGUCAUCUAGAAUUUGAAUGUGAAAAUCUGCUUAAACCUGUCCCAUGUCUACUUUCUUCAGUGUGUUCAUAUUCAACACGCUGUCCAAGCAUACAACUUCUAGAGGCAGAUCUCAGUCAAGAAAACAUAAACUGGGAUUCAGAUUACCCACCACCACCUUCCCUACCUUCUUCCAGUGAUGUCGCAUCAACACUAAUGAGUCAUUCUUAUUCCCCCUCAUCCCCUCUCAAUGACAAUGCUGAUGAGGAAUCCAAUACGCUUUCCGGAACAGUAGCAUAUUUAGAAGAAGUUAAUUUAAAGCCUUUGGCUCCUAUAACAAAUAUCCUGCCAAAUGGUGGUUCUUUUAUUCGUCGUCAUCCUAAAUGGGCAGUUAAUUGUAGUUCAGACAUCCUUAGGUCCCAUACAGCUGUUCGUUUCCCUGGUUCAAACUCAGUGAUCGAUUUUGAUUUGAAUUCAUCUCCUUCUGUACCAUCCCCUCCCCCCUUGAUUGUGGAACGUUUGCCAUGUGAACUGGAUAUUUUGGAAUCUCAAGAACAGCAUUCAAUUUGUUCACCUACUCUAAAAAAUCCUAGUCUAACACGUCCGAUAUUUUUAAAACAUGGAGCACCUGAUGGUUCAGAACAAAACUCUGAAGACAUAAAUGGCCUAGAUAUUAAUAAGGAAUAUGGUCCACCAUCAACGAUGAAACGCAGUCACUAUUGGGAUCUUAUCAACGAAGAAUAUUCACCUAAAAAAAGUCGUGUUCAGUUACUAUUACCAAGUGAAUGUAGCGCAUUUCUGCCAGUUAAAUCAACUCGUCAGUUAGAUCGUAAACAUAUACACUGUAUUUCUCCACCUUAUUUACGAUAGAGACCCAAGUUAAAUUAGUACUUAAAGUACAAAUUGUAUACUAAAUACUUAGUCUUUCAUAUAUAUAUAUAUAUAUAUAUA
Schistosoma spindalis is the source of this 2077-nucleotide messenger RNA. Lineage: Eukaryota; Metazoa; Platyhelminthes; Trematoda; Strigeidida; Schistosomatidae. The record is from the annotation of a GenBank genome assembly.